Messenger RNA from Dermacentor silvarum, 580 nucleotides. Its product is annotated as asparagine synthetase domain-containing protein 1-like. The transcript has 6 exons. The coding region runs from base 16 to 435 and encodes 139 amino acids. Lineage: Eukaryota; Metazoa; Arthropoda; Arachnida; Ixodida; Ixodidae. Gene Ontology annotation, molecular function: asparagine synthase (glutamine-hydrolyzing) activity. The record is from RefSeq and is a predicted model, not a curated record.
GGCUAUUCAAGGCACAUGGUGAAGUACAAAAACUUUGGCUGGCAGGGUCUUGUUGAUGAGAUUGCCAUGGAGCUCAACAGGAUAGCCCACCGGAACCUCGGCAGGGAUGAUCGCAUAGUGUCCGACCAUGGGCGGGAAGCCAGGUUUCCAUUCCUGGAUAGAGAUGUUGUCAAUUUUCUGAACCGGGUACCAAUUUGGAUGAAAGUGAACCCCCACCUGCCCAGAGGGAUCGGAGACAAAAUGCUGCUGCGCACACUAGCCGCAAGCCUAGGCCUCAGCGAGGCUGCCAGUCGACCGAAACGGGCCAUGCAGUUUGGCUCACGUGUUGUGCAUGCCGAAGAAGACCGGGCCAAAGGUGGAGACAUCUGCAAGAAACUCAUGGACAUCGAUUUAGGAUCUGUUCCUGACAGCGAGCGAGCUUACUGGAAAGCAUGAGCACCUACUGGAGACUGCAACUAACAUCUGGAGUUCAAGGCGGGCACCCACUGCGAUAUCUGGCAGACCUGGGUCUUCAGCAUUGACCGAUGUUGAGGAGUAUCCGCUACUGUAAAUUAUAAAUAUGAUUGUCAUAGUGACUUGC